CUGAUUUCACUCAGGCCGCCUGCGUAAUGUAUGGGUAAAAAUUCGGUUGUCCGGCCACUGAAGCUCCGCCCCACACCGGAGACCUGCAGGUAGUACCGGUGCGUGAAUGGGCCCCCUUAGGUCUUCGUCAUUUGUCAACAAAAACUCCGCAAGCUUACUAGUAUAAGAUUUGAGAUGCCAGGCCCACAGGACAAAAUGGAGAGGGAAAUAAAACCAAGUAAAACACAAGGAUUGCAAUCCAUGGAGAAGCAAAGGAAAAUGCAAACUCUACUUCAAUGCUCAAACACACCCCAUAAUUUUGUUUGAAAAAAGAUGCUUGGGAAUGGGAGGAAGUAGAAAUUGGAUAUUGAGUUGGGAAUCCUGAGAGGAAAGCGAAGGAGGCUGCAGGGCCCCGUCUGAUUCUGGGAAUACAUGGAUGGUUAGACAAUGCAAACACCUUUGAUCUCAUUGCACCCAUGCUUCCCCAAGGUACACAAUUUCUGUCCCUAGAUCUUCCUGGGCAUGGUAAUUCAGAUCAUUUUUCCCCUGGCUUUAUUUACGAUCCAAGAGGGUACAUGGGAGCUGUAAAGAAGGCAGUGAAGGUAUUAGGUUGGGAACGCUUUAUUCUUCUUGGUCAUAGCAUGGGUGCUGUUGUUGGAAUUCUGUACACAGCAGUUUUUCCUGAAGAUGUUGAAGCAUUUAUAUCCAUAGAUAUCAUAAAGCCCUGGUCUUCUCCUCCAGAAAAGUAUGCAGCCCAGUUUGCUAAAUAUUUCAAUCAAUACUUUGAUCAUGAAACUAAAGCAUGUCAAGAGCCAUUAGUAUAUGAAGAACAAGAACUAGUAAGGAAAACAAUUGAAGGUAGCAAGUCUCUUGAUGAAAGAGGUGCAAGAAUAUUAUUAAACAGAGGAGCAAGAACCGCUGAGAAUGGGGGUUUGAUCCUGAAACGUGAUUUACGAGCCAAAGUUUAUUUCGUUGGCUUCAUUUCAUUUGAAGCUUGGGUUGAAUUAGCCAGAUGUAUUAAGUGUCCUCUUCUCUUUGUCAAGGCAAACGAGGGCCACAAGUAUGAAACCCCAGAGAGAUACGACAUUGUGUUAGCAGCUUUUGAACAGGAUUGUCGUUACUUUUCCUGUGUAGAAUUAGAGGGGAAGCACCACGUCCAUCUUACUCAUCCAGAAACUGUUGGAACAUACAUUAACUCCUUUAUAGAAAAAUGUGAAUCCAUGCUUCAUAAUGGAGCAAAUAAUGUUAAUGUAUAAGGAAGAGGAAACAUUAUAUAUACUUUGCAAUACCCACAUGCACAUUAUAAAGUGCAGUGCAAGGUUAUAAUAGGUUUGUUAAAUCAAAUUGUCAUGUUUACCAUUUGCAGUUGCAUUAGAAAAGCCUGUGAAAUGUCAAAAACAAAUAAAAAUUGUGACUUGA
Messenger RNA from Macrobrachium nipponense, 1398 nucleotides. Its product is annotated as probable serine hydrolase. The transcript has 4 exons. Bases 456 to 1235 code for a protein of 259 amino acids. The record is from RefSeq and is a predicted model, not a curated record. Lineage: Eukaryota; Metazoa; Arthropoda; Malacostraca; Decapoda; Palaemonidae.